This is a messenger RNA of Pectinophora gossypiella (pink bollworm), 700 nucleotides long. It is a transcript of the gene mRpS24, whose product is annotated as 28S ribosomal protein S24, mitochondrial. NCBI's taxonomy places the organism in Eukaryota, Metazoa, Arthropoda, Insecta, Lepidoptera, Gelechiidae. The record is from RefSeq and is a predicted model, not a curated record. The coding region runs from base 126 to 638 and encodes 170 amino acids. Gene Ontology annotation, cellular component: mitochondrion. The transcript has 4 exons. Gene Ontology annotation, biological process: translation.
CUGACAUGUCUGUUUUGUGCGAACUCCUAACCUAAAAUAAAAUGUACCUAUGAAUUUUAUUGAUAAAAAAACUAAAUUCAAUUUUACGAUAUAAAUAGAAUUUUACGUGCAGUUAUUUCGCAACGAUGAAUACGUCGGUGAUAAAACUUGCACAGGCGUGUGCUGUGGGUAACUCAGCGCAAUGGUCGUCGGUGUUGUCGUCCCGGCUUCACACGUCUGCGCCUCUCUGUCGAGUAGUUUCCGGCAAGUACCGGAUCACGAAGAAGCGAGACAAACCGCUCACGUAUGAGAUGGCUAACCCUCCGCAUUAUAUCGCUCACCGUAAAUCGUGGAACUCAUGGAAUUCUUCAAAUCUAAAGGAUGGUCUGCGGCGAUCAGAGACAGCCGUGGAAGACGAGUUCAUUAGAAAGUUCAUGACCGGCACAUGGCAUGGACUGAUGUGUAGUGAAAUAAUAAUAAAACGUCAGUUCAACCACAUAAGAGUAGCAGCAAUCAUCCGUCGAGCUGUAUCUCCAACCAAGAUGUACUUCCUCCUCGGAUACACUGAAGAAUUACUCGCAAACUGGCUCCAGUGUCCAGUUACGUUAGAACUGCAAACCGUAGACAGCUUCAAAGACGUUGUGUUCAAAUAUAUUUAAACUCAUCAUAUUUAAUUUGUAGUACUAGGUAAUGUAAAUAAAUUGUAAGUAUGGUAUUGAAA